This is a messenger RNA of Exophiala bonariae, 1785 nucleotides long. RefSeq lists its product as uncharacterized. NCBI's taxonomy places the organism in Eukaryota, Fungi, Ascomycota, Eurotiomycetes, Chaetothyriales, Herpotrichiellaceae. Gene Ontology annotation, molecular function: transmembrane transporter activity. The transcript has 3 exons. Gene Ontology annotation, cellular component: plasma membrane. Gene Ontology annotation, biological process: transmembrane transport. The coding region runs from base 1 to 1785 and encodes 594 amino acids. The record is from RefSeq and is a predicted model, not a curated record.
AUGCAUGACGCAACGGAGCAUAAGGCGACAGUGGAGGCAGAGAUUGAGCGAGCUCAUCAUGAACCUGCAAACCAUGUCCCUCUUGGUUAUCAAGACCCACAUAAGGCCGCACUUGAGGACAGUCCAGAGCACGUCGAGAAAUUGAGUCUAUCCGUAAUCUUGUCUGCGUUGUUCCUAGGAACGUCCUUCACUGGCCCCAUCAUCUUUGGCUUCAUCCUUGCCACACCUAUCCUCGUACAGCUGAGCGAGAAGCUUGGAGGAGAGAAUAUCACCUUCUGGAUUCCGUCAGGCUGGGGGGCCGCUGCCGCAGUCGGCUUUUCUAUCGCUGGUCGCCUUUCAGAUGUCUUCGGUCGUCGUUAUGUUAUUCUUGUGGGUCAGCUCCUAACUAUUGUUGGUGGCGCCAUUGCCUGCAGUGCGCAGUCGAUGAACCAAUUGAUCGCAGGAGAGGUCAUCUUGGGAGGCUCAAUUGGCACGGUCUCUGUCGCAUAUGCAGGCAUCUCUGAGAUUCUUCCCAACAAGUGGAGAGGUGUUGGCCUUGCGUGGACGGAAUUGAACCUUGCAAGCUGGGCGAUUGCAGGUACACUUCUGGCCAAUGCACUCCUGUCGCAUGCUACAUGGCGGAUCAUGUUCUACAUAGCGAUGGGCUAUGGGGCCUUCUCUCUUGUUGGCACAUUUUUCGUAUACUUUCCACCAAGUCAUCCUCGCCCCGAUGGUCUCACCAAAUGGCAAGAAUUCAAACAGCUCGACUUCAUUGGUGCUGCCCUUUACGUCUCGGGACUGGCAGUAUUCCUAUAUGGACUCAAUUCUGGGGGAAAUACCUAUCCUUGGAGUCAUGCCGGCACACUUGCACCUUUAAUCCUUGGGUUUGCUGUCUUCCUGGGCGCUUUUGUUUAUGACUUCACUGUGGCGAAAGAUCCACUAUUCCCAUGGUACUUAUUCAAAAGCUUCCGGGAAUUCUCUGCACUGCUCAUGCUGGUGUUCGUCGCGGGAAUGGUUUUCUUCGCAGCAUCUGCCUUGAACGCUGAAACAAUAUUGUUCCUGUACACGGCCGAUCCCAUCAAGAUCGGGGUGUACUCCAUUCCCUCCGGUGCUGGUCAGCUCGUGGGCGGAGUCAUCAUUCCUGGUCUUGUGCACUAUAUCAAAUACGUUCACUUUCAGUUGACGUUCUCAGUCUUCAUGCAAACGCUAUUCUUUGGGCUUGCAGCACUUAUCACCCCACAUAAUAUCAACUGGGUUAUGGCAGUACAGUUUCUUGCGAUGUUACCCUUCGGAUGGAUCACACUGAACUGCUAUACCACAGCCUCUCUUCAUGUGCCCCAAAGAGAUCUAGGAGUAGCGAUAGGGCUGAUAGGCACUUUCAGAUCUCUCGGAGGAGCAGUAGGCUCCGUCAUCUUCUCAUCAAUAUUCGGGCAGGUGUCGGCCAAGCAGAUAGUCAGCCGCGUCACCCAAACCGCGACGGAGGCUAAUGUUGCCCCUGAGACAAUGAAGGCGCUGAUCGGAGCUGUGAAGUUGACAAUUGUUGGUGUUCCUGAACAGGCGGCCACAGUUCCAACAGUUUCCACAGCGGUGUUCUCGGAAUGUGUGGAGGCCGCUAGACUGGGAUAUGCAUACGGGUUCCGCAUCACCUGGCUGGCUUCAAUACCCUUCGGCAUCAUUGCUAUGGCGUGUGCAGUGGCUGUUAGAGACCCUUCCAAGUACUUCACGAAUCACGUCGAGGUACAUCUGGAAAAGGAGAUCGGCGGAACUCGCCAUGCAGACGAAUCAAAGGAGAAGGCAGUGCUCUGA